Phragmites australis (common reed) is the source of this 1173-nucleotide messenger RNA. Its product is annotated as peroxisomal membrane protein PMP22-like. Gene Ontology annotation, cellular component: cytoplasm; membrane. The coding region runs from base 293 to 916 and encodes 207 amino acids. The transcript is spliced from 7 exons. NCBI's taxonomy places the organism in Eukaryota, Viridiplantae, Streptophyta, Magnoliopsida, Poales, Poaceae. The record is from RefSeq and is a predicted model, not a curated record.
ACUGUCAGGGAGGGUUUAGCUGCCCCUGGCCCACAAGUCGGUGGCCGCGUCGAUCGUCCGGCCGGCGAGGGACCACCGCGGCAGCCAUCCACCGGCGCGCCAUUCCGGAAUCACUCACACGAUUCCCUCCUCUCGCCGACCCAAAGCAUCGCAGAAUCCGCCCCAAAAAAAUCUUACUCGCAUCAGGCGAGCAUACAAAGAGCGCGUGGUCAGUGCUCCGAGGAGGGGAGGAGUAGGUGGUUGGUGGAUACAUCGAUCGAAGGGGCUCCGGCGGAGUUGGAGGCGGACCGCCAUGGCGACAGCUGCAGGAGGAGGAGGAGGACGAGCCGGAGGAUGGAAAGGAGGAGGUGGGGAGGGGGAGGCAUCGCUGGCUCGCAGGGCGUGGAGGCAGUACUUGGUACAGCUCCAGCAACACCCGCUUCGCACCAAGAUGAUCACAGCGGGGUGCCUCGCCGGCCUCAGCGACUCCGUGGCGCAGAAGCUCUCCGGGUACCAGAAGAUUGAGAAGCGCCGCCUCCUGCUCAAGAUGCUCUUUGGAUUUGCAUAUGGUGGCCCAUUUGGACAUUUCCUGCAUAAAGUGUUGGAUUAUAUCUUCAAAGGGAAGAAGGAUACCAAAACCGUGGCUAAGAAGGUGUUGCUGGAACAGCUGACGUCUUCUCCCUGGAACAAUAUGCUGUUUUUGUUCUACUAUGGAUAUGUUGUUGAGAGGAGGCCUUUGAAGGAAGUGAAGAAUAGGGUCAAGAAGCAAUAUCCUUCAGUGCAAUUGAGUGCUUGGAUGUUUUGGCCAAUAGUCGGUUGGAUCAACCAUCAGUACAUGCCGUUGCAGUUUCGGGUGAUCUUCCACAGCUUUGUUGCAUGUUGUUGGGGGAUAUUCCUCAACCUUCGCGCAAGGGCUAUGUCUUUGAAGCAAGCAUAGACAGUUUAGAACGAAACAUUAGCGCAGCUCCAUCCUGGUUGUAACCGGUCAAAGAACAAGGAUGCUGGGUGCUAUAUCCUGUACUGUUUGGCAACAAAUCUCUGUUCAAGUCAUUCAAGUAGUUCAGGAUUUCGAAUAUUUAUCCGGUAGUAUGUAGUUGGCUUACUUGAUUGUCAACGCAUGCAAGACAGUCCGAGCAUUGUAAUGGAACCAAAGUAUAUCAGCUAUGAACAAAAUUUGCCUACCAUCGAGGACCA